AUGCCUAGAAAGACAUCCAAGAAGAAGUCAGGAGGUCCAGCAAAGCAACAGUCCAAAAGUGUCGCAGCUGCCGUUGAAGAGACUCCUCCUAAACCUCCACCGCCACCUCCUGCAGCCCUGGUCAAACUCAUACAAAAGAACAAGUCUGUUCUAAAAUAUUUCCAAGCCUUGCAGGAAAACUUGGACUACGAUGUCACCAAAUGGAAGCGCCGAGCCCGAAAAUCUCAGGCAGAAAGUUUGGAAUGGAAGGCCAAGGCAGAACAAUUGGAUGCUGAGCGUGGUUCCGCCUCUGCAUCGACUGGAAGUAAAAAGCGACCACCAGAUCAGAUUCAACAUGACGAAGACAGAGAACGGCCUCAAAGACAGAGACUGCGAACUGAAAACCCAUCUGGGAUGGAGAAGUCGCCUGAAACAAACAGCGGAAAUGCCAAUGAAACUAACUCAAACGUAGUUUCCAAAGCUUCCAAAGCUUCGGAUAAGGAGCUAUCGCCUAAGAAGAUGGAUACCCAACCGGCGGCUGAAGAUGAAGACUGGCUAGAUUUUGCGUCCAUGUCAUCUGAAGACGCGGAGGAAAAUGGAAACGAAUCUCCGAAAAAUACAACCUCUUUGCAAAACGAAAAGGCUGCCCCACCAUUGAACAUCUUAGCGUUGUCCUCUGAGGACAGUGAUGAGGGGGAAGAGGAUGAAAAAAAUGAGCCAUCUUCAAGGCAAACUAUUCAGAAGCGCGCGCCGUUGCAUAUUCUUGCGUUGUCGUCUGACGAUACCGAUGACGACGAUGAAGAUGACGACGAGUACUCCACCGGUUGGCUGGAAAGCCAAUUCUCUGAAAAUCAGAAACAAGAUUCACCUAAUCAGAAAGUACAGAAACUGAGAAACAAUCAAGCGUUGCAAAGCCUCCAAAAAGCAAACGAUUUGCUUUCGGAAUUGGGAAUCAUUUUGGUCGAAGAAAAGACCAUAUCUCAAGAGGACCAAAACGAUGAAGACCAAGAAAAGGAACUCUCAGACUCGCAAGUCGAAGCCCCACAAUCGAAGGUGAUUCUUCAGAGACGAGAAGAUUCGUGUGUGCUGACAGAUCUACUACAAAGCAUCAAGGCAUUGGUUCGUAUCCACGAGGAUGCUAAAAAGAAGGGAGAAGAACCAGUGGAAUCAUACUAUCCAUUCAUGACCAAAGAUCUUAUUCCUUGUUUCAUGGUACAUCAAGAAUCUCCUGAUACCACUUUCUGUCCCCAUCCUGCGGUUGAGGGAAUGCUGAGCCUUUCAGAAGUCUUUCGUCUCAUGGAAAUCCACUGUCCGAUCCUAGAUGAAAUCGACGAAGAUGAUUUGGCCGGUCACGAUAGACUCAUCCUUGGGAUGAAAGACCGGCACACCAUGGUGUUAAAUCUAGUGCGAUCGCUCGAGGGUGAAAUAUGCGAGCUGUGGCCCGUCCAAGAUCGGGCUACCCGCUUGAUGACAGGCAGCCUUCAUUUCGAACCAAUUGACCACGAUGAAGAGAGCCAACAGAUCAGUAUGAAUGAACACAAAAUUGCGGCUCCAACCAAGAACUUUUCUCGUCUGGCAGCCUUGAUGGAACGGUGUUUCCUGGCACAAUUUGUCAGCAGAAUGCAUCUAGCUCGUCAAGACCCAAGAGGAUUCUUUCAAUUUUUUUGGCGUUACUUGAUGGCAACAACACCUUCAAUCGCCAUCAACAGCACGCCAUUCAAACUUCCACCGGUUCAGAGUACUUGUAUUCUGGAGUCUAUCUUAUGCAGUGGUAGUUUGGAUGCACACGACAUUCUGAAAAGCCAUUUGUCUCGGCACAAGGAGGGCGACUGGAAAUGGAUUUCACAAACUAUAUGUAUCUUGGUGGAAGCUACUGGGAUGAUCCAGCUGUCUCGGAGCAAGAGCGAAGAUGAUAGGAUCGCUGAUACUGCUCGCGUCGAGCUAGCGGCCAAAACACGACUGGAAGCAAACCACCCAUUUUGGGAGCCAUACUCCUCGCCAUUGGAAAAGGAUAGGAAUGGCUUGGAAGAGAUAUCCGAGGUGCUGCAAACCAUGGUGAAAGAUCUUGGUCGAGCCAUGAAGAAUGACGCUAUUUCAUCGACGCUACAACCAAUGCUGCUCCAAGCACUGCUGGUCACGUCGGGCGAUGUCAAAUCCAUCGACAAUUUGUUUGCAAGCAGCCUCAAGAAAAGUGAAGAGAAUGAAAACCUUGUCUUGGCUUGCGUCAAGGCCAAAAAAGCGUUGGAAAUCCGAAUGAUUGAAAAGCAUCGACAGGUGGUAUUGUCUCCAUCUACCUUGGCCAUGGGAGGAAUGCGACUAUGGGACUAUUCGAAGGAAACCUUCAAAGCAUUUGAGCAAUUUUGCAAGAAUGACAAGGAUGGCCGUGGCAUGGCCAUUGAACUUGCCAUGCUGUCACUCGCUACCUGUUUGGAAAUGGCGGAUGGUGAAUCGGCUCUAAAAAUAUUGGAGUCAUGUCUGAAUAGAUUGGAUUCUAGCGCUCCCUUAUUGCCAAGCGCUUUGAAUUUGAUGGAAUCCGUUGGACAAGCAAUUGUGGUGAGGGUCAUCAAUUUGGAACGACGCCCGGAUCGUCUUGCUUCCUUUCUUGCCCAAGCGGCUCACUCUAACUUGUUGGUGAUGAGAGCUGUCAUGGACAUUGGCAAAAGGACUGGUACUGGUACUGGCACUGGCGAGGAGUCGGCGGGGACUCGUCAAUUUUGCUACGCCUUUGAUGGAGGCAAUGGACGACCCGCUGAAAUUGAAGCUCGCUUCGCGCAACGUCUCGGCACUCAAGAUGAUGACGAUGAUGAAAUAUCCCAACAGCUAGUCCAAUCCCAUUGGCGACCGAAUGAUCUUCAAGUCUUUGAUAGUGAAGCCCCUGAUUCGUUGGACGAAACCAGGAUUAGCCCGAGCGAAAAGGCAUGUGCACUGUCCCAUAUUGCCUCAUGGAAAGGUGUGGUGCAAUCCUUGGAAUUGAUGGAAGGAAGUGGCAUUAGUAACGAGUCGUCGUUGAUGCAGAAAGACAAUGAUUCCGUUUUUCGGAAUCCAUCUCAUUGGCGACAAAAGUUCCAAAUCAGUGGAUACGCCCGAGGCCCUUCUUUGUUUCCCGAGAAUGAAGGAAUGCCCCCCACUCCGGUUUGCAUUAUUUUGGAAGACGAUGCUAUUUUGGUGGAUCGGUUUCAAGAUCGAUUGUUUGGUGUCCUAAACGAACUCCCCCGUGACUUUCAUUUUUGUUCCAUUGGGUACAGUCGCCCCAAGACGGCUCCGCUGAUUCCAUUUUCCUCCGAAAUUAGCAUCCCCUCUUGCAUUUGGUACUUGACUGGAUAUAUUAUUUCGUUAAAAGGAUGUCGGUACUUGAUGAACCAACUACCCGUCCGAGGUCCCGUCGACAGUUGGAUUGGAUUGGAAUUGUUCAAGAAUUGGGACAAUAUGUACGGGCACGACCUGGGUGUAGGCACGCCCACCAAAAAGGCUACAACAACAACCGCAGAAGGCAACAAGACGACAGCAACACCCACCAUUUCCAGAAAAGACUUGAGGAAGGUACUCAAAUUUCGAGCCUUUUGUGCGACCGUGCCCUUGUGCAGUCAAAAAGUGGGAUUGGGUGGUGGAGGUGGAACUUCUGGUGGCACUAGAACUAGUACCGGCAAGAGCAAUGUACGGAAUUGGCGGAAUCGGGAUACCGAUAUUGUCUACAGCGGAAAUUCUAUAUGA
Molecule: messenger RNA, 3690 nt
Organism: Cylindrotheca closterium
Lineage: Eukaryota; Bacillariophyta; Bacillariophyceae; Bacillariales; Bacillariaceae
Source: the annotation of a GenBank genome assembly